This is a messenger RNA of Papaver somniferum (opium poppy), 675 nucleotides long. RefSeq names its product phylloplanin-like. The transcript has 2 exons. NCBI's taxonomy places the organism in Eukaryota, Viridiplantae, Streptophyta, Magnoliopsida, Ranunculales, Papaveraceae. The record is from RefSeq and is a predicted model, not a curated record. The coding region runs from base 1 to 465 and encodes 154 amino acids.
AUGGCUGGCUUGAAACCUUUUCUUUUUGUUUUUGUCUUGGUUGCUGCUAUGACAGCAGCACCACUGGCUGAAGCCCAGCUCGGGGGUCUGGGAAGUCUUUUGGGGUUGAACCGUAUCCAAGGGACUGUGUUUUGCAGCAUCAAUGGAAGUGCAGGUGCCAAUGGCGCUGCAACACCAGUUUUCCCCAAUGCUCUAGUUCAACUGAAAUGUGGCAGCUCCGGAAAUGUGGCAUCUAGUACAACGACAAAUUCAGCUGGUGGAUUUACCAUGCUAUUGGAUCCAAUUAUAACUCUUUUGUUGAACCUCUUGUCUAACUGCACUGUCGUUGUGAAUACUCCACUCUCCACUUGCAACGUUGAACUGCCUACCAAUAACCUUGUUUCAACCUUAAAGCUGUUCGGAACUACUGCCUCCGGUGUUUUAAACAUCUUCAACCUCAUCCCCACUGGUUUCAAUAUGGCAUAGCCAGAUAUAAUCACCUAUUAUGAACCGAUAUGUACGUUACUGUAUCUCAUCUCUCUCGUUUCAGGAGUUGAUGUGUUGAUGUAUAUGUAAACUCUCUCUCUCUCUCUCUCUUUUCAGCAGUUAAUGUUUGUGUUUUCCUGUUCGUAUGUGAUGUAUCAUCCAGAAGAGGACAUCUCUUCUUUUCCUAAUGAAUAAAUCUUAAUUCGUAUC